AUGGCCAGAGAGCUUGAAGAGGAUGAGGCUCGGCGCGCGAAAGGUUUUCGUACUUUGGAAGAAUCAAUAAAAGAUAGGCUGGUGGAACGACGGGCGGUGGAUGCUGCCACCCUAUAUCUGAAGGGGGUUUCCUCUACUGAAGUAAUCUCAUGGAACAGGCGAGCUCUUGGCUAUGAGGUCUACACAGCGAAUUGUUUGCAAGGCAAUGUGUUUAUUGCUCGAUCUAUUUUCAAUCGCCUCGAAAGGGUGUCGAUUGUGGACACAAACCUGUGGGCUACCAUGAUACAUAUGCUUGCUAAGGCAGGUCAUGUCGAAUCUGCGGCCGUGGUAUAUGAUAAAUAUCGGUUCAAGUUCACUGUUCCGAUAUAUUUGUUGGAAGUCACUCUUCGGUGUCUUAUUGAAUCCAACCGGUUGAGUGCUGCCAAGUGGCUUUUUUACUCCAAUAUCAAACAUGACCAGAGCGGUGGCCUUUGCGGAGCAUAUCUUGAUGGCCUUUGGAGAAAGACCCACAACGUUGAACUGGUCAGCAAGGAAUUCCGAAAGAUUUUGGGCAGUCUUGCAGAGCUGGAGCGAAAUCCAACGGAAAAGGUGUUUAAUGCGCUGGUCAAGGCGUAUGUUGAUGCAGGUCAAUAUGAGGAUGCAGAAGCCAUAAUUCGUGACAUGGAAACAAAGCACGGCGCCAAGCCCGGCUGCCGUACUCUCGGUCUUUUGUUGUACGGCAAAGCCUUGCAAUGCGACUGGGUUGGUGUCCUCAGCGGAAUGCGUGAGAUGCAUGAGCUUGGUUUCACAAAGCAGAAGCAGAACUUCUGCCAGGUCUUCGACCGGCUCUGGCUGGAGUUUUGGCCCUCUCACUCUGGAUCUGAAAUCUGGAAUUUCCUUGAAAAGUGUAUUGUUGAGUUUAACAUCCAGCCCGAUAAAGUUCUGCACCGGCACUGCAUCGAAGGAUUAGUCGAACGAUGCGACCCCGAGAUUCUGACACAGUUUACUCUCCUGGCCGAGGAACGCCAAUGGAAGACUGGAAUCGACCACGAUGCAACCAUGAGAAUCUUGGAAGCACGUCGUCUGGCUAUGCAAAAUACUCCAGUGGGAUUUUGGAAGAUGCUCCAGUCGGCGAAGAAGCAAUAUGGGAUGGUGUCAAUGUCCCGGCGUAUCAUGGGCGUUGGAGCCGAAUACUAUAACAUCGACAAAGACAAAAUGACCCCAAUUGGUGAUCAAGCCAAGCAGACGGAAUCUCAGAUUAUCAAAACUCUUUCUAAGAGUUCUGUCAAUUUAUAUGUUCCGAUGCACAAGCGAAUGGAGCAUUAUAUCCACGUUGGCAAGUUCCUCGAGGUACAAGACCUCUUCCAUCAAGGUGUCGAGAGGGGCUUCACCCCCAAGCCGCUUCACAUCCAGCUUCUCGCCAUCGCGACUCUCCUCCACGGAGGCAGGAGCAGUCUUGAAGAUACCCAAAACAUAAUCAAGAAGCACUGGACAGAGUUUACCAAAGAGCCAUCACCCCAAUAUACCGAGCGCACACCGCGUUUCACCCCUAUCUUUUUUCAAAAGGUCAUGCAGCUGGACCGCGGUAUGGUGAGCGAAAGCAUCUUGAUCAAACUGGCACUAUUUGAAUUCUACGAAGUCUGUGCCCAAAAUGAAAGAUUAACAGUCAAGCAUCAUUGCUCCGCUGCUGUUGCUCGCCGCAUGAUUGCGCUUCGCCGUCCUCUCGCCGCCGUGAACAUCCUCGAAGCCGUCUACAUGUCAAAAUGGCGCAAGACUUACGGCUUCGAUCAAGUCCAGCUGAAGAUGUUUCUUCGUGCCUUCACAUAUGCCAACAACGUCCGCGGCGUAUGGUGGUGCAUAAUGUCACUGCUUGCUCGCCGUGAGCCAGUUCGUCGCGACUUUGUCGUCGAAGUUGAACGCUUGACGUCUGUUUGGGAAUUGAGAUUUUCUCCGCCCGCCGUGGAGACACUGCGAGGACUUGUUUCCGUUUUGAAACAGAAACAUGACGGAAGCCAGUACUGGAUGGAGUUCACUACCGAUCCCGAGCUGAAGAGGCAAUCCCGGGCUCAGCUUUGCAAGCCGCCGGGUAAAAGCCAAGAGCUGCCCAGGUCUACAACGAUUGAAGAGGCAAUUCAGGCAUUCGACGAAGAGAUGGAGUUUGAAUAUGUCAUUAACCGAAAGAAGUUCACCAAGAGAGAGCUGGACUAUUGGUGGAGUGAGCGUAUGGUGGUGCAAUCCAACCGCCGACAACCGGAGCAUCCAGAAUACCCUGUACAACCCCAACCAGAUCCCAGAUGUGCCAAAGGGAAACCGAUGUCGAUAUCGCUGUAA
This is a messenger RNA of Penicillium pulvis, 2310 nucleotides long. Its product is annotated as pentatricopeptide repeat protein. NCBI's taxonomy places the organism in Eukaryota, Fungi, Ascomycota, Eurotiomycetes, Eurotiales, Aspergillaceae. Bases 1 to 2310 code for a protein of 769 amino acids. The record is from RefSeq and is a predicted model, not a curated record. Gene Ontology annotation, molecular function: protein binding. The transcript has a single exon.